UUAUAGAUAAAGUAGUUAUAUUUUUAGAUAGAUUAGAGAGAAAUGAGAACGAGCGGACGGCUUUGCUACCCUACUGAAGAUGUUUGUUUUGAUAAGACAGUAGUUAAACGGAGUGAUUUCACCGGAUGUAAUUUGGGUUGCCGUAAACGGCAAAGAUUUUCAUCGGUGGUUGCCGGAAAGACUGAUAUGUUUGAAGCUUUACCCGAUGAUCUUGUCAUUUCUAUACUCUCUAAGCUCAGCUCUUCCGCUUCUUGCCCGUCCGAUUUCAUCAACGUUUUGAUUUCAUGCAAGAGAUUGAAUAGAUUUGCACUUUUACCAUUGGUAUUGUCAAAGGCUUCUCCGAAAUUGUUCGCCAUUAAGCCUGAAAACUGGUCUGAGUCAGCUCACAGGUUCUUAAAGUCUUGCGUCGAUGCCGGAAGUGUUGAAGCUUGUUACACACUCGGCAUGAUUUAUUUCUACUGUUUGCAAAAUCGAGAGAGUGGAGGUUCUCUUAUUGCUAAGGCGGCGGUUAGUUCUCACGCGCAGGCGCUUUACUCGUUAGCUGUAAUUCAGUUCAACGGAAGCGGCGGCUCUAAGGACGAUAAGGACCUCAGAGCUGGCGUUGCUCUGUGCGCUCGAGCUGCUUUUCUCGGCCAUAUUGACUCCCUGCGUGAGCUCGGUCACUGCCUGCAAGACGGGUACGGCGUCCGACAAAACAUCAUUGAGGGCCGUCGGUUCCUCGUCCAAGCCAAUGCCCGAGAGCUUGCGGCGGGUUUAUCUUCAACAUCCGUUUCUAACAACGCCGGGAACUCGUGGCUCGUUUGCAGUCCACAUCCGAUCCUGCACCCUAACAACCUUCAUCCGGUCGUAUCCGGAUGCCCGUUGCUGAGUGAUUACGGGUGCAAUGUGCCAGCGCCGGAGGCUCAUCCAGCGAACAAAUUCUUAAUGGAGUGGUUCGUUUCUCGGGGAGGGAUCCCCGGACCGGAUUUAAGGCUAUGCUCGCACGUCGGUUGCGGGAGACCGGAGACGAGGAAACACGAGUUCCGCCGGUGUUCUGUUUGUGGUACCGUGAAUUAUUGUUCACGCGCAUGUCAGGCACUUGAUUGGAAGCUCCGUCACAAAACCGAGUGCGCGCCGGUCGAACGGUUGCUCGACGGAGAAGGCGUUGGUGGCGACGGUGUGAAUGAAGACAUCGACGAAAGUUGAAAAACGGUAACAUUUCAGUUUUUAAGGAAAGUGAAAAAUGUAAAAAAGAAAAA
This is a messenger RNA of Hibiscus syriacus, 1238 nucleotides long. RefSeq names its product F-box protein At1g67340-like. The transcript has 3 exons. The coding region runs from base 43 to 1185 and encodes 380 amino acids. Lineage: Eukaryota; Viridiplantae; Streptophyta; Magnoliopsida; Malvales; Malvaceae. The record is from RefSeq and is a predicted model, not a curated record. Gene Ontology annotation, molecular function: protein binding.